Pieris napi is the source of this 830-nucleotide messenger RNA. RefSeq names its product B9 domain-containing protein 1 (gene B9d1). The record is from RefSeq and is a predicted model, not a curated record. Lineage: Eukaryota; Metazoa; Arthropoda; Insecta; Lepidoptera; Pieridae. Bases 218 to 811 code for a protein of 197 amino acids. Gene Ontology annotation, biological process: cilium assembly. The transcript has 3 exons. Gene Ontology annotation, cellular component: MKS complex.
GUUUCUAUAAAGAAAAAAAUCGUUUCCAUGGAUACGUUUGACAUACUUAAGCAAAUUAAAAUAACGGCGGGUUACAUGAAAGUCCUAUAUACGCCUUAUUAAUUUUAAAAUGUUCUGAGCCUUUUUCAGUAUUAAAUAAAAGAUAUAAGUAGAAAUUGCGGUUAAUGAAAUCCUAUAUAUUUACUCAAUUAAAAAUAUAAUUACGAAAGAAUUCGUUAUGAUGAAUUCUGAAGUUACCAAGUUUCUAGUUUCUUUCAAUGGUCAAAUAGAGCAUAUUAAAUUUCCUGCAGGUGUUUUUGAUAAUCAACUUUAUAUACAAUAUGAUAUCGUGUGGGGUCCAGAUUGGGACCCUAUAUCUGGACUGUGUUCUGGAACCAGUCAACUUGCCACAUCUGGAAGUGAUCCUGAAAAAGUAAUAUUUAAUUUGCCAUUAGAUAUUGUAUUUGGCAGUACCAAUGUAUAUGGUUGGCCCCAAUUAAUUGUGACAGUAAGAGCUAAGAGUUUCUUCAUGGGCGACACUCUCCGAGGAUAUGCUGUCUUUUUACUACCACCAAUAACUGGAUCCCAUGAGUUAAAGUCAUCCUUAAUACAACCUCGGUCAGCAACAGUUUUGGGAGAAUGGUUAUCAUGGCUGACAGGGAGACAUCCUGAAUUGGCUGACCCAAAAAUGCUAGCAAAUGGAAAAGAUAACUAUUUAUUGCGGACAGAGUCAUAUGGAAGUGUUACAUUGAAAAUUUCAAUGCUGUCAAAGGAUUUAAGGAAACUUGGUUAUGACAACCAGCCACCAACUUUGAAAAAUUAUGUUGCUUAACAUUUGCUUUGGACGUCCA